Molecule: messenger RNA, 2494 nt
Organism: Hermetia illucens (black soldier fly)
Lineage: Eukaryota; Metazoa; Arthropoda; Insecta; Diptera; Stratiomyidae
Gene: Fbxl4
Product: F-box/LRR-repeat protein 4
Exons: 11
Coding region: 314-2227 (637 amino acids)
Molecular function (GO): protein binding
Source: RefSeq, a predicted model, not a curated record
UCAAAUCAACAAAAGAAUUGUACAGACUGUCACAGGCUCGGGAUGUGCGGUAGCUCCUUUUCUGUUUUGUAUUCUAUUAAUUGACUUAAACCGUACGAACUGAUGCAAUCUUAAUUGAAUUAUCAACCCCGUAACGGUGGUUGCAAUUGUCCGUUCCGUCGGCGCUGGCGUUCGCGAACAAAAUCCGUGCAAUUUGUGCGAAAAUUCAAUUCCUUCCGCGAAUGCAAAAUCGUUGUCCUCCGCCAAACGAAUUUCAUUUCCGAUUUAAUUCUGUUGCGGAAUCAGUGGAGGAAAACUAAGCGAAUCCGUGAAAAUGAAUGAACCUUUGUCCGUGUCGACUUCAUCCUCAAGUGAUCUCACAACGACAAGUUCCUCGGAUUAUGCGGAAGUUUUUGAUUUGCACGAAUGUGCAACGACGGGCGUUGAUGUCGACAAUUAUUUCUCGGACGUGCUAAUCGAUCAAUACGCGCAGGAUGUGGUGGACUUCAGUUCGCAGUACGGUAGCGAUUACAGUAUUUCCUAUACGGCGCUAAACAUAACGGGGAGGCCUUGCAAGUACCCAGACUACGGGGACUUUCCCGAGACGUUUGCUAUGCGAACAUACGGAGAUUGGUGGGAAUCGGCGCCUUCUAGACUUCCAGAAAUAAGACCUCAAAACAAUCCUAAGAUCACUGCUCAAGAUUUUAUUGUUGUAAGAUUCGAACAAUUUGUGAUACCGGAGAAGAUAAUUCUGUUCGAAACAUAUAAUCCUGGUGCUUUAGUGCGAAUCUGGUCACAUGAUAUAACAGAAAAGUGGAUUUUAUUAUGGGAAGAUGAACCACACAACUACGGACCGAAAUCUAGAAAAUUUUCUCCGCCGCUGAAGAAAAUGAAACUUCCUACGAAAGUUAUAAGACUGGAAUUUAAUCACUCAUGUUUAGACUAUUUUACGGAAAUUGAUGGCAUCACUCUGAUAGGGCGCAAAUGCAAUGUGUUCAGUCAAUCGGAUUUUUUGUCGCGAUGUCGAAGAAGAAACAGAAAAGGUCCAAUUCUGCGAAAACUGGAGAGCCUGCGAUUUCGUCCUUGCUACAAGGAAAACCAUCAAGACUAUUUAAGAGAUUUUUUAGUGAAUGAUUUAGAAAAAUUUAUUCGGGAGUCGGCACUUUUGCAUGAUGACGGAGAAAAGGAAAAUACUCAACUGGGUCUUAGGGAUAUGCCGUGUGAAAUAUUACUAAAGAUAUUUUCGUACCUCGAUAUGAAGUCAUUAUUCCGCAUGGGACUGGUUUGCAAACAAAUGUAUGAGAUAACAAACCAUCCCUUGCUCUAUAGUGAAAUUAAUCUCAAACCAUAUUGGCAUCUGUCCUCCUCGGAAUUACUCCGAACGCUUGCGAAUCGUUGUACAUUACUCAAGAAACUGGAUUUAUCGUGGUGCGGCCUGUACGGUACAAUUUCUCCGACGGAAUUUAAGAAAUUCAUUCAACAACGUGGUGAUAAUUUAACUCAUUUGAGACUCAACUCAUGCAAAUUUUUAAACGCAAGCUGUAUGGAAACAGUUGGAAUAGUCUGUGAUAAUUUAAAAGAACUCUCAUUAAGAAACUACUCCAACGAGACGAAUAUAUUAAGUUUUUCGUGUUUAGCAAAUUUACGAAAUUUAGAACGAUUGGAUUUGUUCCGAACGUACAUUGAGACUGAGCUGCUGUUGACGAUGCUUGAAAACAAUCCGAAACUGAAACAUCUGAACUUGGCAUUCUGUGGGAUUGGAGUGAACAUGGACGAAAUAGCGAGCCAUAUAUCGAAGUAUAAUCGAGAAUUGGUUUCGAUUGACAUGUGGAAGUCGCAUUCGUUAUCAUCAGUUGGAUUGCAAGCGUUGUCAGUUUGCAGUCACUUGGAGGAAGUUGAUUUUGGAUGGUGCUUACGAGAAGAAGCAUUGCCUGGGGAAAGUCUUAAGUGUCUCCUUCGGGGCUGUCCAAAUCUGAAAAAGUUGUUCCUGGCAGCAAUACGUGGCAUUACAGAUCGUGAUUUAGAGAAUAUUGCAAACUUGUGCCCGCAGCUCGAACAACUCGACCUCAUGGGUGUGCUAGGAAUAUCGACUGAGAAAUGCUAUGAAAUUCUGGUUAAGUGCAAGAAAUUGAAACUGCUGGAUUUGAGCUUUUGUGAUCAUAUUGAUGAAGCGCAGAUAGCCAACUGGCGUGAACAGUUCCCUGUUAGUAUUAAGCGAAGUUGUGUGCCUUCCGACUUUUUUAUUUAAGCAAUACAAAACAUAAAUUAUUAUUCCAUCAAUAGAAUCUCUACUUUACAGAGAGAAUUACGAAUAGCUACAGAUGUUUUUAUCUUUCAACGAAAACUUAGAUACACAAGACAGACCUAGCAAAAAAAGAUAUUAUUCAAUUAUUGUUCAAUUUUGUAAUACAAGCGUAUAUAUAUUUUGGAAAACAUGUAAAAUGUGUUAUAGUGGGUUUAUUAGGAGUUGGUCGUGGUGGGUAGUUUUUUACCUGCAAUAAAUUGGGUGGACAAA